GUUCCGAACAAUUGUUAUUCCAACCUUGCCGUGUUCCGCCUCCGCUGCCCUCUAUCGCGCCAUCUUGGGUGCAUCAAGCAGCGCAUGUUAGAGGAAGAAGCGUGAGAGAUGGCAUGCGGAAAGCUGAUGAAUUGGCCGCACCUUUAUUCCUCAGUUGAUGUGCUCGUCGAACGGAUCGAGUCGGCGAUGAGCGUUCGUGUGUACAACAAGGACCAAUUCGAGGCCCUUCAGCAAAAUGCUCUCAAUAACUCCAAGAGUCCAACAAGUGAGAAACAAAAAACACCACACUCGUCCUUGGGAAGCAGCAACGGAUACCCGUAUUCUGCCAAGACGUCCGACCUGUCCACGGACACCCGGCAGAAACGUCUCUUGAUGAAACACGAGCUGUACAAGAAGGACCAAGAAAACAUUCAAAAGCAGAUCCAGAUCAACAUCGCCGACUCGCUAGCCAAGCAGCGAAAUAAACGGGAGGCCAACUUUGUCAAGCUGCGCAGGGAUAUCGAUGAGGGUAAGAGCUUGGCGCAGGAGCUCGAGGAGCGGCUUCUGAUCAAGGAAGAGACGGCGAAGCGGCAGAAGCAAAGGCUCUAUGAAGAAUGGAGCGAGAAGGUGUACAACAAGAUCAACGGGCCCAUCAAUGAGCGUGUCAAGGCGAUGGACUCGAAAGCACUCAACUUGCACAAGCAAGAAGCUUACCAGCAUUUCCUCGAUACAGCCAACAAGAAGGGAUGCCUCUUUCGUGACAUCAUCAUCGAGAGCGAGUACGAUCCCCUGCACGAAAACAAGGCCAUUCAGCAUUGCACGCGUGUGGACGAUCCGUGCUGUCGUGUGAUCAAGCAUCGGGAAGAAGAGGACGCGAUUGCGAACGAAGGAAAGAAAGUGCUCGACGAUUCAAUGGAGCCACACGGAAACGGCGUGACCUUGGUGCUGGGGCGGUGCGACAACCUCGACACGAAGCUGUGGGCGAGCGGAAUAUUCGAGGCGACGCCGUAUGGGUACUUCAACAAGAUGAUGGCCAGCACCAUCAGCGCUGAAUCGUCCAAGACGUACGAGUCCCGCGUCAAGUUUGACCACUACGACAUUGAAAAGGGCGUCGGCACACUCAACAAGGAGUUUCCCAAGGGCAAGCAGACAACAUUUAACGGCGUCAGUGGGUUGAAGUCCAAGGACCAAGUCCGUUUGGGUUAGCAUGCGUCGUUGCUGACAUGAUCCUCCACACCGGCAAUACCCCAGGACGAUUCCAUUUGGACAAGGCGCGGAAAUUUGAAUAACCUGUGAAAUCGCAUAUAAAAUGUGCAAGGCAAACGUUGAUGUUGGG
Aphanomyces invadans is the source of this 1315-nucleotide messenger RNA. RefSeq lists its product as hypothetical. The record is from RefSeq and is a predicted model, not a curated record. The transcript is spliced from 9 exons. NCBI's taxonomy places the organism in Eukaryota, Oomycota, Saprolegniomycetes, Saprolegniales, Verrucalvaceae. Bases 109 to 1185 code for a protein of 358 amino acids.